GUUUGGACCAAACUAAUUGAACCAUCACUUUGGAUCUCGGUCACAGCCAUGGGAGGUCCCCGCCCCGAAGAUGAGCUCAUUGGCGGCGACGAUCAUGAAUCAGUCCUGGAAUCAGAGGCUGCCUCUUCUACCGAUAGUCUGACAAGCUCCAUAAUGGACUACAGGCGGGAAAACGGAAGAACAUAUCAUCGGUACAAAGAUGGGAAGUAUAAGCUGCCCAACGACGACAAAGAAAAUGACAGGCUUGAUCUACAACAUCAUUUGUUUCUUCUCAGCUUCAACGACAAGCUCGGUCUCGCCCCUCCAAACAAUUCGCACAUCCAUCCAAAGCGGGUUCUUGACUUGGGAACUGGUACUGGCCUCUGGGCCAUAGACUUCGGCGAUGAACAUCCCGAAGUCCAUGUUGUUGGAGUUGACUUGUCUCCUAUACAACCUAGCUUUGUUCCGCCCAACGUGGAGUUCUUUGUUGAUGAUAUUGAAGAGACCUGGACUUAUUCUAACAAGUUCGAUUACAUUCAUAGCAGAAUGAUGACAUCCAGUAUUGCCAGCUGGCCGGACUAUCUCCGUCAAAUGUUUGAAAAUCUCGCUCCGGGUGGCUACGUGGAGCUCCAAGAGAUUGACAUUGUAUGCAAGUCGGAUGAUGGGACUUUAACCGAUGAUCAUGCACUAGCCAAAACGAUUAAGCUCUGCUGUGAAGCGGCUUUGAAGUUUGGCCGUGAAUAUCAAGAGUUUAAGAAUCUCAAAGGGUUGAUGGCCGAAAUUGGCUUCGUCGACAUUGUAGAGACCCAUCUCAAGUGGCCGAGUAAUACUUGGCCCAAAGACAAGAGGCUGAAGGAAAUUGGAUCUUGGAAUAAUGAGAACAUGACCUCCGGUCUGGAAGCAUUCACCAUGGCACCAUUGACUAGGGGCCAUGGCAUGACUCCAGAGGAGGUUAAUUUACUUUUGGUCGACGUGAGGAGGGACUUGAACAACCCGGCAAUACACGCCUACUGGCCUGUCUAUUCGCUCUAUGGCAAAAGACCGGAAGUUCAACUCUCUGGAUAACUCAAUUCGGAGCGAUCGAGGCCAUCUUGAAGUAGAACAGUGUGGUGAUUUUUAAAUCCCGAGAAUGAUUCAAUUGUUAAAAUCGUCACAAGACAAAAUCUGUCAGACAAUGCGAGAAAUAAUAGUGAAACUUUCAAUUUGGGUCAUAAUAUGUGUCAAUUUAUCAUUUCCAGAUAACAACUGGG
Molecule: messenger RNA, 1229 nt
Organism: Ilyonectria robusta
Lineage: Eukaryota; Fungi; Ascomycota; Sordariomycetes; Hypocreales; Nectriaceae
Product: S-adenosyl-L-methionine-dependent methyltransferase
Exons: 9
Coding region: 49-1044 (331 amino acids)
Molecular function (GO): methyltransferase activity
Source: RefSeq, a predicted model, not a curated record